Molecule: messenger RNA, 1367 nt
Organism: Vitrella brassicaformis
Lineage: Eukaryota; Vitrellaceae
Source: the annotation of a GenBank genome assembly
CGGGUCCCACUUAUCCACGUACACACGGUCGCUAUGAGCGUCGUCGGCCUUGUCGUCUUGGCGGCGCUACUCGUGGAGGCUCUCGCAGGUCAGAACCAUGUACGAAUCCCACGUGUUGGAAGUCGUACAUAUACAUUUGGCUGAGGCGAGAACCUUACUAUGUGCGUCCGUGUGUCCGUGGCGAUAUGAUCAUCCUCUCCUGUCGUUUGUCCAGGAUCGAAGGGGUCUCCGUGCAAAGGAGCGAUCGAGAGGCUUGGCAGCAGUGAGGGCGGAUGGGAGAUUCGCACGGCGGAUGACAGACUUGACGGCCCUUUUGUGGUAUACAGCAUUGGUCUUGGUAAGUGACCGAGCGACCUUUUGAAUAGAUUCUUGAAAGAAGUGUUGUUUCAGCUGAUGAUACUUCUUUCGACGAAGAAAUACUGGAGCGCUUCGAGAAAGCUGAAGUUUAUGGAUUUGACCCGACACCAACUUCCAAAGCCUAUGUUCAGCGACGCAUCAAAAGAGGAGCGCUGCCUCGUGACCGCUUUCUUCUUUCUUUUCGGUCGGCCUUGGUCCCGAGAGUGGCCCAAUGGAUCUUGUCACAAAGAAGAAAACUGGUGAAAAUCUCGUGCCCGAAAAAGGGAGUCUUCAGGGUCUUAAGGGAAGAUUCACUUUUUUGACCAGUAAACAAACUAUUGAAGUCGACUUUUUAGAUUUAAAAGCGAUGAUCCACAAAUGCGGACACGAUCGGAGUCCAGACGUUCUAAAGAUGGACAUCGAGCGCUGGGAGUUUGAUGUCUUCGAGAAACUAAUCGAAGAUGGAGACGUUCUCAAAUCUACAUCACAACUGUUGGUCGAAUGGCAUCAUCGGUUUUUUGAGGAAGGGGUCGGACGCACUCUUAAGCUGUUGAAGAAGCUUGAUGAUGAAUUUGGUUUCAAAGUGAUUGCUCAUACGAGGGACUACCAGGAAACAACACUACUGAGGGUUGACAAGUAGUUACACUCCCUUUCUCAUGAAGUCGACACGAACGCAUGACAACACCGUAACGAUCUGUCCAUGGCACCCAGACAAUACAGUCCCAUGAGCCAUGGCCAAUUGCCGUCGCGAGUAUGUGCCUUGAAUGAUUUUUCUCACCUGCAUGUCGUCUCGGCAAAUGCCAUUUUUUUGUUUUUUUACUUUUUGUUUUUCUAUCUUCUCUAGUGUGGAAGUACGUUAACGGCAAAUACCAAUACAAUGCCCGGAAGAUGCCCGAUCAACAGCGUCUAAUAAUUGGCUUUCGUGCGUUACUCGGAGGGCUCGACACUAUAUUCACAGACCUGUACAGGUCCCGCCAAUGUUCGUCUCAUCCGAGACCGUAGCUCCUGGGGGAGGACGGAUGAGACCGUAG